Molecule: messenger RNA, 675 nt
Organism: Nicotiana attenuata
Lineage: Eukaryota; Viridiplantae; Streptophyta; Magnoliopsida; Solanales; Solanaceae
Product: photosystem I reaction center subunit IV A, chloroplastic
Exons: 3
Coding region: 106-528 (140 amino acids)
Biological process (GO): photosynthesis
Cellular component (GO): photosystem I; photosystem I reaction center
Source: RefSeq, a predicted model, not a curated record
AAUCUACUCUAUUGUUUUGCCAAAGAUUAUUUUUUCUUCUUUUUCAACAACCCCAUAUCUAUCACAAUUUUCAAACAAAUAAGAAGUAAGACAAUCAAGUAAACUAUGGCAAGUUGCAACAUGGCUUCUGCUGCAUCAAACUUUUUGGUAGCAACUCCUAAUGUUGCCUCUAACACAAGUACUCCUCGUAGUACUAUGUUGUUCUUCUCGUCUAAGAACUAUGGCACCACCACCACCCCGAGACUCGUCGUAAGGGCGGCAGAAGAGGCUGCGCCGCCAGCUGCCGCUGAAACACCUGUUGAAACCAAAGCUGCCAAGCCUAAGCCACCUCCAAUUGGACCCAAGAGAGGAACCAAAGUGAGAAUUCUUAGGAAGGAAUCUUACUGGUACAAGGGCACAGGUUCAGUUGUAGCUUGUGAUCAGGACCCAAAUACUCGUUACCCAGUUGUGGUACGAUUUAACAAAGUGAAUUAUGCUAAUGUUUCAACCAACAACUAUGCAUUGGAUGAAAUCGAAGAAGUGAAAUGAGUGUGUGCAGUUCAUCAUUAGCAGUAUAUUUUUAGAACGCAAGGCCCUUUGGUUUUCCAUGUUUAUUCUCUAGUUAUAUACUGGCUUUGAUUGUGAAUGAAUAUCUAUUAUAGUUUGUGGCAAUUCACAGUCCCAUCCCUUUUCUAA